ACACCAACAACUUAACCCAACACAACAACACCAUGUCACUCAACGGAUUCCUACAGGAGCUCUCGACAAACGAACAUCGACUAGCCGAACGAGAAUGCGAGGAGGGCCAGAAGGAGUAUGCGCUACACCACCAAGAUCCAGGACGAACACCCGUACCAAGGUUCGAUCUACCUGGAGUCAAAGACCCCGUAUCAUUCUUAAGAACUCACACCGACGAUAGAUCGGCGGAUGCCAAGAUCAAGAUCAAACAUGGCACCACCACUCUCGCCUUCAGAUUCCAACACGGGAUCAUCGUCGCCGUCGAUUCGCGGGCGACUGCUGGAAGCUAUAUCGCCAGUGGCACCGUCAAAAAGGUCAUCGAGAUCAAUCCUUUUCUCUUGGGUACUAUGGCUGGAGGUGCCGCCGAUUGUCAAUACUGGGAAACUUAUCUAGGCAUCCAAUGUCGACUACACGAGCUCCGAAACAAGAGUCGGAUCUCAGUAGCGGCGGCCUCGAAGUACCUCUCGAACCUAGUGUACAGCUACAAGGGCAUGGGCUUAUCGAUGGGCACGAUGAUCUGUGGCUGGGACGGGGCAGGCCCGGGCUUAUAUUACGUCGACUCGGACGGCACUCGGCUCAAGGGAGACGUCUUCUCCGUCGGCUCCGGCUCCACCUUCGCCUAUGGCGUCCUCGACCAAGGAUAUCAUUGGGAUCUCUCCGUAGACGAUGCGCUCGAACUCGGCAGACGGAGUAUCUAUGCCGCUGGUCAUCGCGACGCGUUCUCUGGCAAUACCCUGAACCUCUAUCAUGUCAAGGAAGAUGGAUGGCAUUUCAUUAAUAACUAUGACUUCAAUAAACUCCACUAUGAUAUGGCUUAUGGUUACGAAGAAAGGUUGAAGAAAGAUGCCGAGGUGGUAGUCUGAGUCGACUGAUGAUGGGAAACAAAAACAAAACAAAACUGAGGCAAGGGAGAAAUCUUGAUCGUCAUUGUUAGUCUGCUCAAAGAGACGUCUUGGCACUCGAUUUGUACAUGACCUCCAUCUCAAGCUCUCGGAACCCGUUUUCGUUGAUUUUUACUUUAAUUGUCUCGUCUUUUUAUUUUGAAGAAGAUGAAGAAAUGUAUUCCAAUAGAUCAAAUCAACCCUGUGUGGAUCGAAGUGGAUAGAAGAGUAUAUCCUAUAGCUAGCAUAUUGAGCCCCCCGUUCUUGGGGGCUCAUCAAGCUAACAAUGUUGUUGAAGAACACUCCUACUGCACUACCGGUGGCCACUCAAAUAGUGUACAAGACCUACUGAAGCACAUGUUUAGGGUAGUCUUACAUUGUAGCUGCUUGAAAUAUAUUAACAAUUUCAAGUGUCAAGAAAAUCCAAAUUUCAGGUAGUUUG
This is a messenger RNA of Puccinia graminis f. sp. tritici CRL 75-36-700-3, 1362 nucleotides long. RefSeq names its product 20S proteasome subunit beta 5. Gene Ontology annotation, molecular function: threonine-type endopeptidase activity. Gene Ontology annotation, cellular component: proteasome core complex. The transcript is spliced from 5 exons. The record is from RefSeq and is a predicted model, not a curated record. Bases 33 to 902 code for a protein of 289 amino acids. Lineage: Eukaryota; Fungi; Basidiomycota; Pucciniomycetes; Pucciniales; Pucciniaceae.